AUGAUGGGGCUCCAUCGAUUACAUACAGCCCACAUGGAAGCCAAACAUGAGAUGAGAGUGGACAGCCAAACGAGAACCUCAUCAAACUUUCCCCCGUCGGCCAGCAGUUCGCGGAAUUUUUGCCAUGGGACCAAAGGCAGAGAGGAGAGGCUGUGGCCAGGGGAAUUUGCUGCACAGGACCGUUUUCGUUAUCUCGAAUAG
Colletotrichum higginsianum IMI 349063 is the source of this 201-nucleotide messenger RNA. RefSeq lists its product as uncharacterized. Lineage: Eukaryota; Fungi; Ascomycota; Sordariomycetes; Glomerellales; Glomerellaceae. Bases 1 to 201 code for a protein of 66 amino acids. The record is from RefSeq and is a predicted model, not a curated record. The transcript is spliced from 2 exons.